Molecule: messenger RNA, 1155 nt
Organism: Colias croceus (clouded yellow)
Lineage: Eukaryota; Metazoa; Arthropoda; Insecta; Lepidoptera; Pieridae
Product: RNA-binding protein 41-like
Exons: 5
Coding region: 10-1107 (365 amino acids)
Biological process (GO): mRNA splicing, via spliceosome
Cellular component (GO): U12-type spliceosomal complex
Molecular function (GO): U12 snRNA binding; pre-mRNA intronic binding
Source: RefSeq, a predicted model, not a curated record
UUUUUCAAAAUGUGCACGAAACUGCCUCAAGAAUUUGUGAAAUCCACAGAAGUCUUACCGUUCACAAAAUAUGGAGUUUCGACUUUGGAAGAUUUUGAAAAAGCUGAAAAACAAAUUCAGGAUUUGGAAUGGUUAAAACGAGCAGGACUCACAAAUGACGAAAUCAAACUUUACCAAGAAAAUGAAGCUGGUCUUCUAGACCUACAGACUAAAAUAGAGUCCACGGUAUUAGAAAAUCAAUUAGUUUUAGUUAAUAGUAAAAUUAAGAAAUAUCAACAGGACAUAGAGAGAGAGCAAAAUGAGGAGCCAUGUAAAUCUAGUUCUGAAACCGUACAAUCUACGCAACAACAGUCUACAACUUUUUACCCAGAAGGACAUCCAAUUCACGAAUUGAAACAAAUAGAGCAAAGCUUAUUUGGACAUUUAAAUAAAAAUGAUGAAGUCUUGCCUUUAACAAAACGGCGUAAAAUAUUACGAAGGUUAGAGAGGAGGAAAGAAAGAAUAAUAUCACAGCAAAAGCAAAUACCUCUUGAAUCUGUACCACAUUCCUCAAAUACAAAUCCUGGAAGCCUUUGGGAUGUAAAGGAUACAACUGCAAGGGUUGUACAGCCAAAAGCAAAACCUCAAAUAAUUGGACCAAAACAACAAGCUUUAUACACAAUAAAAGAUAAUAAAAUUGUGAGGUUGGAGCAGAAGGCACCAGAUGAAUUCCAGGCAGUGGACAUUGUAUUACCUCAGAAUAGAGCUGAAGAAAGAUUGUUAGAAGGAACCAAAAUGAGUUUGGAUGAUAUAAAGAAAAUUGAAAGGUUCAAAGACUAUAAACCAGGUGCACCUUCUAAGGUGUUAUAUCUCAAGAACAUCGCUCCAUCAGUCACAGAAGAUAAGCUUGCAAUAUUAUUCAAUCAAUUUCAGCUUGAAAAUGGAAGCCCUAUAGAAGUCAAACUUUUAAGUGGACGCAUGAGGGGACAGGCUUUUGUCACAUUUCAAAGCGAAGACCUAGCGAUACAAGCACUUGAUGAAGUAAACGGCACAAUACUUUCGGGCCGACCAAUCAUAGUGCAGUUUGGCCGAAACAGUAACAGAGUACAAAACGAGGACAACAGAUAAUCUAUGACAUGUGCUUGUCUAUGACAUUAAAAUAUUUAUGCUAAUGGA